Polistes dominula (European paper wasp) is the source of this 3402-nucleotide messenger RNA. RefSeq lists its product as uncharacterized. Gene Ontology annotation, molecular function: GTP binding. The record is from RefSeq and is a predicted model, not a curated record. NCBI's taxonomy places the organism in Eukaryota, Metazoa, Arthropoda, Insecta, Hymenoptera, Vespidae.
UUUUGAUAAUUCGUGUAGUAAUGUCAGGGUUGCGUUUACAAGAUGAAUGAAAAAAGAAAGGAAAAGCGAAGAAACAAGACAUAAGUAUGCGCGCCGGACGAAAUUUCGUGAGCAACGGAGAGGGGUGUCUUCAGGGUAAUACGACUGUAGUACAACGGAUGCCAGUUCUCCGCAAGCGAGUUAGGCUCCUCGAAUUCGAGCGUCGCGAGUGAGAGAAGCUACCAGCAGCAGCCUGGCUCAUCUUUUAGUGUCUAGUGUAACGAUAUGACGGGCUCGUGGCUGAGACCCGUGUUCUUCGUGGGCCUCUUCCUGAGCUUUCUAGCCAUUACCUUGCAGGGAGUGCAAUGUGAAGAAGAGCUAGAAUCUAUACCACCGGAAGACCUUUGCCGGCCUUACAUCGAGAAGGCACUCAAGGAUCUCGGCACAGGAUCUUUGGAGCAGACCAGUGCAGAGGUCGAUAAUGUUAACGACGAGGAGGGACGCGAAGAAGAAGCGUUAGCUAUCACUGAGGAGGCCGAUGAAUCUGCAGAGAAGGAUGUUUCGAAGGAUGUUUCAAAGGAGAAUCAAACCGAAGAAGGAGGAGAAACCGAUGAAGAAGGAAAAAUCGAUGAUGAAAUCAAAGAGUUGCAAGAAAAGGACGAAGAAGAUCUUUCUGGAGAAACUGAUACGAUCAGUGUAGAAGAGACUGCAGAAGAAACUGCAGAAGAGACUGCAGAUGAGACUGCAGAAGAGGAAAUUAUAGACGAGACUGAGGAUGAAUCGACUCAAGCCUCUGACAAGGACGAUCAAACAGAUCAAGUUCUUGAAGAUGACAGCGACGAAGAGAUAAAAGAAGACAAGAACGAGGCUAAAGAAGAAGAAGAAGAAGAAGAAGAAGAAAACGAAUCCGUUGAACCAAAAGAGGAAGAAAAGGAUAAAUCCGAAGAAGAAGAGCAAAAAUCUGUCGAAGAAGAGACGGCUCAAUUAAACGAUGAUGAUGAUUUGACCGAUGCCAAGUCAUCCGAAGACAAAGAUGAAAAAUCUGAGGAAGAAAAUUUAAGGAGCGAUGCACCGUCUGACAGCGAAAAUGAGAUCGAAGAAAAAGAGGAAAAUUCCGAAAAGGUAGAUAAGAAGGACGAAGAAGAGGAAAAAGAAGACGACGAGAAUGUUCAAGAUGAUACCUAUCAAGAAGAUGGUUCUCUGGAACAUGAAAACGCGGAUGAAGUAACGCAAGACGAUAUAAAGAUUGAAGAAUUAUCGCAAGAAAUGAGUGAAGAAGGGAAGAAAUCCGAAGAAAACGAUGACCACGACGACGACAACGUUAAAUCUGAAAACGAUAAGAAAGCUGACGAAGGGGAGAAUGAAGACGAUUUGGAGAAAAAAGUUGAGAGCGAAGAAAAGGAAGAACGCGUAAGCGUAGAAGAAGCAGAAGAAGCAAAAGAAGCAGAAGAAGCAGAAGAAGCAGAAGAAGCAAAAGAAGAAGAUGAUCAAGCUAGUAAAGAAAAGGACGAAGCUGUAGAAAUAUCUGAAGAAACAACGGAAAAAGAAGAAGGAGAAAGAGAAGAAAAAAGUGUGCAAGAGGAUGAAAAAGAUGAAAGGGAAGAGGAAAAAGGUUCAUCUCGUGCGAAACGAGAAGUCGAAAACGAAAGUGAGGAACGAACGAUAGAAGAUAAAAGCGAGGAUGAUGAAGAAGCAAAAGUUGAAAGCGAAGAAGAGCCUAGUCCUGAGGAGGAUUUGAUUCAAGAAAUACAAAUGCCGGAAAAUCUUCGACCGCGCGAUCACAUCAACCAAUUGUUAAAAUUAGAUGAGGAAAAUGAAGAAAAAGAACGUGCUAUACAAAAAGUUUCCGAUAUAGUUUUGAGAGAUUUGAAGAAGCUCUACGAUAACGCGAUUCAACCAUUGGAAACGCUUUACAAAUACAGAGAUCUCAGUAACAGACAUUUUGGAGAUCCAGAGAUAUUCUCUAAACCAUUGAUACUCUUCAUGGGUCCUUGGAGCGGUGGCAAAUCUUCAAUUAUCAAUUAUUUAUUGGACAUAGAAUAUACAACGAUCGCAUUGCGAACAGGAGCUGAGCCCUCUCCCGCCUACUUCAAUAUCCUUAUGCACGGCGAAGAAGAAGAAGUUUUAGAUGGUACGCAAUUGGCAGCCGACUGGACUUUUUCUGGAUUGCAAAAAUUCGGUCAAGGGAUGUUGGAUCGUCUCAGAGGGCUUCGCUUCAAUAAUAAGUUACUCGAGAAGGUUAAUAUCGUCGAGAUACCUGGCAUCUUAGAGAUACGCAAACAAGUUCAAAGAUUGUUUCCGUUCAAUGACGCUUGCCAAUGGUUCAUCGACAGAGCAGACAUUAUUUUCCUAGUCUACGACCCUUCAAAAUUAGAUGUUGGACCAGAAACAGAAGCCAUUUUGGAUCAACUUAAAGGCCGCGAAUAUCAAACACGAAUUAUACUGAAUAAAGCUGAUCAAGUCAAACCGGAAGAACUUAUGAGAGUGCAAGGUGCUCUCAUCUGGAAUAUAUCUCCGUUAAUGUCUAGCGCUGAACCACCGAUAAUGUAUUCCACUUCUUUAUGGUCUAUACCUUACGAAACUGGCGCACCGACCAGACUGCUCUACGCGCAAGAACGCGCCUUCCUUCGUGAUUUGCGUUCUGCCAUUGACAAAAGAGUUGAACAUAAAAUAGCCAGUGCUAGGAGAUUUGCUGUUCGUGUACGAAAUCAUGCUAAAAUGGUAGAUUGCUAUUUAACGACAUAUUAUAAUCACAAAACAUUUUUUGGAAAUAAGAAAGAAAUUAGUGACAAAAUCGUAGAAAAUCCUCAAGAUUAUCAUAUUUACGAAGGCUUGAGUACUCUUACCAAUAUAUCACGCUAUGAUCUUCCCGAUCCAGACGUUUAUCGGGAUUUUUUCCGAUUAAAUGCUUUAUACGAUUUUCAGCUUUUAAGUUCAACUUGUACUUAUUUCCGCGGUUGUCCUAUAAAUAGACUCGACGUUGCCAUUGCAUAUGAUCUACCAGAACUUGUUGGAAAAUAUAAGAAAUCUGUAGAAGUGGUGAUGCAUGAGAACGAGGCUAGUAGCCCAUCCAGUUGAGUACAAAUGCACCUUCUAAAUGGAAUUCUUUCUACCAUAUAGAGUACAGAAUAAUCGCUAAUUUUCCUUUUACUCUACGUUCGAAUAGAUAAAAUGAUAAAUUAAGAUGAUUGUGCGAAAAUACAGUAUUUUUCACAAUGACAAGAGAAAUCUCCUCCCAUAAUUAUGAAUUUAACGACCUACUACGAUCAUUUUUAUCGGGAGUAGACUGUGCUGGAUGUAUAUUGUACUAGAAUUGAGCUGAGUCACGUAUGAAAAGUUAUAUACGAUUGAAAUGCACAUCACUGUACAUUCUCUAGAAAGAAAAUGAAGAACGAGAGAGAGAAAGAAUGAUGUAACGAAUGA